Messenger RNA from Oldenlandia corymbosa var. corymbosa, 837 nucleotides. NCBI's taxonomy places the organism in Eukaryota, Viridiplantae, Streptophyta, Magnoliopsida, Gentianales, Rubiaceae. The record is from the annotation of a GenBank genome assembly.
AUGACACAAACACGAACACAGAAAGACGCUGAUGAAUCGGUCAAGAAAACGGAGCAGAAACUGUCAAACAUUCAAGUUCGUCUUAAUCAUACAGAUUCCGUCUUGGAAGCUUUACAAGACCAAAUGAAGAUUUUGAUCGCUCUCAAUACUCCGAAGGCAGGGAUUCUUGGUCCUGGGGAGAAGGAAGAUCAACCUUUGACCGUGGACACUCCGACGAUUGAGAAUGCAGCUCCGGCAGCAGUUCCUAUUCAACCAGAAGCAGCUAAGGAAAAGCUUGUCAGACAUUCCUUGCACUCAUACCCUAGAAUUGAGUUGCCGGUGUUUACUGGUACAAACACUUGGGAAUGGUUGCGAAAAUGUGAUGAGUACUUUUUGCUUCACCAAAUUCUUGAUGAUCAGAAGGUUGAUUACAUGGAAUUAUAUCUUGAGGAAGAGGCUGAUUCUUGGUACCAGUCCACGAGGUUGAUGUCACCACAGAUUUCUUGGAAGGAGUUUUGUCAAGAGUUGAUAGCUUGCUUUGCUGACAUUUCUGAGAUUACAGGAGCCGAACCUGGAAUCUUGCUUAAGAAGCAAAGAACAGCUGUAAUUCAGGUAACUAAGCCUCCUUAUAAACAUAAUCGAACUCCUGGUAUACCUAGAACUACUGAUAAUUCCAAUAGACCAAUAAAUUCUGAUUUUGUGAAGAAGUUAAAACCUGAGGAAUAUCAGUACAGAGUUAACAACCACUUGUGUUUCAAAUGUGGUGAAAAGUUUGGUCUUGGUCAUAUCCGUAAGUACAAGAAUUUCAACAUUAUGAUCAUGGAUAAUAAAGAAAAGAUGAUAAAAGAAAUGAAUUAG